Molecule: messenger RNA, 1091 nt
Organism: Malus domestica (apple)
Lineage: Eukaryota; Viridiplantae; Streptophyta; Magnoliopsida; Rosales; Rosaceae
Source: RefSeq, a predicted model, not a curated record
AUGUAUAAGGAUACAGAAAUAUAUAAUCAAUUAGCAGUUGGUCACUUGGGCAAGUCUGAUAAGAAUUCGGGUGUUCGUAUGGCAUUAGUUGAUGCGAAGAUUGCACGAAGAGGAGAUUUUUCCAAGCCUUCUGACAUCCUAGCAUUUGAUCUUGUUCAAGGAGCACACGUAAAAUGGAGUCCGGCUGUGGUUGUGGACAGGUCGUUACCUGAGCCUCCAACAGCUGUUUUUCUGCAUGGAAUUCUAGGUAGCAAGAAGAACUGGGGAACCUUCACCAGGAGAUUGGCACAAGAAUUUCCGACAUGGCAGUUUCUGUUAGUGGACCUGCGGUGUCAUGGUGAUUCAGCAUCAACUAAGAAAAGGGGACCCCAUAGUGUUUCAUCCACUGCGCUUGAUGUCCUAGAACUGGUUCGACAGCUUAGAUUAACACCUCGGGUUAUAGUCGGACACAGUUUUGGAGGGAAAGUUGCCUUGAGCAUGGUGGAUCAAGCUGCAAAACCUCUUGCACGACCAGUCAGAGUUUGGGUUCUAGAUGCUACGCCUGGAAUAGUUCGUCCUGGUGCGGGUGGGGAGGACCAUCCAGAAGAAUUGAUAUCUGCCCUAAGGUCAUCUCCAACCGAAGGGCAGGUUUCCUCAAAGCGGGAUGUUGUGGAUGCUCUAGUUCAAAAAGGAUUCUCCAAAGAUGUCGCACAGUGGGUGGUUACUAAUCUUCGACCAACCAAUUCUCUUGGUUCAUCACCAUCAACCUUCCCAUGGGUGUUCGAUCUGAAGGGAAUCGCUGAAAUGUACAAAUCCUAUGAAGAAACAAAUUUAUGGAAAAUUGUUGAAGAUGUGCCUCGAGGUGUCCAUGUAAACAUUUUGAAAGCAGAAAGGAGCUUGCACAGAUGGGCUUUACGAGAUCUCCACAGAAUUCACGCGGCUAAAGAUCUUGCUGCUGAGGAAGCAGGUGGUGUGGAAAUGCAUGUCCUUGAGGAUGCAGGCCACUGGGUCCAUGCUGAUAAUCCGGACGGGCUGUUUAGGAUCCUUUCCUCUUCUUUCUAUUGAGCCAAAACCUGGGGGAGCUUUAGCACGCUCUUGAUCAGUUCAGACAU